AUGGAAAAGGAGUUCAGUGAGGUUAGAACCAAAGGAGAAACGUUACAAAAGGAGAAUAAAGAACUCGGGGACAAAAUAGAACAACUGCAAAAGGCAUUAGAAGGAAAAAAUAGUGAAGGGAAAAAGGAAAAUAGGAUUUCAAAUCAGCUAUUGAGAGAGGUAUCGGAAGGGCAAGACAAGCUAUCAAGAGCAAAAAGUGAGUUAGAAGAAACAAAAGCAACAUUACUAAGUAUGACAAUGGCUGUGAAAAGAGGAGAAGAAAUUAUAGCAGUAAUGGAAGAUCAACAAAGAAUUGCUGAAUUAGAAUUAGAAGAAUUAAAAGGAGAAAAGAGUAAAGGAAAGAAAACCAGGAAAGAGCAGUUGGAAAGGAAGAGGGAAAAGGAAACCCAAGAAGGAGAAGCAAGGAAUGAGAUAGAAGAGGUGGAAGUAAUGGAAGAAGGAAUCACACAACUAGAAGAAAGAAUAUUUAAAAAACUGGAGCAAAAAAUGUAUAAAUUAUUGGAUAUAGAUCAAGAAAGCGACAGUGGAGUCAGACCGAGAGGAAGAGAGCCGUAUGAACUGCGGAAACAUGAGUAUCCAAAAAGAGGUUCGACCACAGAACAGAAACAGACACCAUCAGAAACAAACAAGAAACAAACCAAGAACAAGCGGAGAUAA
Molecule: messenger RNA, 657 nt
Organism: Priapulus caudatus
Lineage: Eukaryota; Metazoa; Priapulida; Priapulimorpha; Priapulimorphida; Priapulidae
Product: protein Daple-like
Exons: 2
Coding region: 1-657 (218 amino acids)
Source: RefSeq, a predicted model, not a curated record